UCCGUGCCGAACUGCCGACCAUUGAUAAAAAGAAGUGCACGAGUGCGUUUCUGGUGCUGCUGUGAAAAUUAGGAAAAUUGUGAUUUUUCCGGUAAAUAAACAAGAGCCCUUGAAUUUCAACGAAUCGGGGGCGUUCAUUGAUUGUUCCAUCAGUAGAAUUUUAUAUUUUUCAGAAGAUGAGUAAACCCGAUUUGACACCGGUCGAGGACCUGAACGGUCUAGUUUCCGGCGACAAUGGGAACCCCCCAGUCGGGCAACCGAACCAGAUACGCCCGAUUCGUGUGGCGAAGAAAUCGAUCAGCAAACAGGACGCUAUGCCGAUCGAGGAAGCCCUCAAAACCGAACUGACCGGAACGAACAAUAUGAAGACCCCCAUUUCGGUUCUGCAGGAGCUGCUGAGCCGUCGCGGAAUCACCCCUCAGUAUGACUUGAUACAGGUCGAGGGAGCGGUCCAUGAGCCAACGUUCCGCUAUCGUGUGUCGUAUCAGGAUAAGGACGCCAUGGGAACUGGCAAAUCCAAAAAGGAAGCGAAACAUGCCGCUGCCAAAGCGUUGAUUGACAAGUUGGCUGGUAAUGCUUUUGGAGACUCCACUACCACCGGGCUGAAUAUCAAGGCUGAAGCCGGCGUUGAUGGCGAUGACGAACCGGCUGGAAAUCCUAUCGGAUGGCUCCAAGAAAUGUGCAUGGCUCGCCGCUGGCCUCCACCAACCUACGAAACGGAAAUGGAAGUCGGUCUUCCGCACGAGCGCCAGUUCACCAUCGCGUGUGCCGUGCUCAAGUAUCGGGAAGUGGGUAAAGGCAAGAGCAAGAAGAUUGCCAAACGCCAGGCCGCCCAGCGUAUGUGGCAGAGACUGCAGGAUCAACCGCUGGAGCCGAAUCAAAUCAUCCAGAUGUUGGAUGAGGAGGGCAAUGAAGAGCUGAAGGCGGCAAGCAUAUCCGGGCGGUUCGCUGGACUAAAGGAUGCUCGUAUUCCGAGCCUCACAACUGGCCACGGCCAAAAAGUGUCCCAAUUUCACAAGGCUCUGAAAGCACGCAGCGGCGAAUCGCUGCGUCAACUCCAGUUCACUUGUUUGGCGGACAGGUCGAUUGACUUUGUGCAAAUGCUGCACGAAAUUGCAUCCGAGCAGCGGUUCGAGGUCACUUACGUUGACAUUGACGAGAAGACACUGACCGAUCGCUUCCAGUGUUUGGUGCAACUGUCUACACUACCGGUUGCCGUUUGCCAUGGCAGUGGCAACACGGCCAAAGAGGCGCAAACUGCAGCCGCACGCAACUCGCUAGAAUAUCUGAAGAUCAUGACCAAGACCUAAAGCGGCGGGAUAAGGCAUUGAUGCAGCAAAGCGCAGUUGAUAAACUUGACUUCUCGCAAUGGUAGUAAAAGGGAGUACAUAAAUCGUGAUGAAACCAAACCCUACAUAAAAUAUUUGAAAAGCUCAUUUGGCCACUUUUGAAUCCGCGUGGCUUAACAAUUCGCGAGAAGUGAGUUAUAUUCGACACCCGUCGACAUCCGAUGGGCCGAGACCUCUACAACACGUUUAUAGCGCGUAAUGCGGGAACAAUUCCAACAUGUGAAACAUCUUCCUCUCGCACAAUGUAGGGUUGGACGCGCAAAGAUUGAACGCUAUCGUGCGUUGAUAUUUCUUGAAACAAACACAUUUUUACUCUAGGUAUUUGUCAACAUCUAUCUAUUUUUAUUAUUUAGACGUUCUUCUGCUUCUAUGUUCACGCCAGGAAAAAAAUGGCGCAGGUGUUUGUACCUAUUGGUCUUACAGUAACGGUAAAUUGUGUUUCUAUAUUAUUUUUGCUUGUUUGGACUAUUCACAUUUUAUUUUAUUAGGUAUAAGAUUCUAAAGAUUUCUUUCCUCUACUGUAUUGUGUAAACUCGAACAAAAAUUAUAAACCAGAUUAACUAAAUACAUAAAUAACUAGUAUCGCUAUUCAACAUUUAAUCGAUGAAUGCAAAUUUAAGUAAAACUACACUUAGCUACGCUCAUUAAAAAAACAAAACGGAUUGUGGAUAACAGAACACUUGAGGAAAUGAAAUAUUCUAGUAGUAUCAUUGCAAACAUUAUGCUAGAAUAAAGCAACUUCCCUCAAUUGUGAAUCAGACAACAACACACAGAAAUGGUUAUUGCUGCUUAUGUAUACAAACAAAGAACUCAAGCAAACCUUUCGAGUUAUUUAUGUGUAUAGUGUAAUACGAACUUGGCAUAAUAAUAAAGGUAUCAUAAUCGCUGAAUCUUGGAUCAAACAAAGAAAAA
Messenger RNA from Armigeres subalbatus, 2261 nucleotides. It is a transcript of the gene loqs, whose product is annotated as interferon-inducible double-stranded RNA-dependent protein kinase activator A homolog. Gene Ontology annotation, cellular component: RISC-loading complex; nucleus; cytoplasm. Gene Ontology annotation, molecular function: siRNA binding; double-stranded RNA binding. The record is from RefSeq and is a predicted model, not a curated record. The transcript has 7 exons. NCBI's taxonomy places the organism in Eukaryota, Metazoa, Arthropoda, Insecta, Diptera, Culicidae. Bases 177 to 1310 code for a protein of 377 amino acids. Gene Ontology annotation, biological process: regulation of regulatory ncRNA processing; siRNA processing.